Chanos chanos (milkfish) is the source of this 1288-nucleotide messenger RNA. It is a transcript of the gene ctsla, whose product is annotated as cathepsin La. Gene Ontology annotation, biological process: proteolysis. The record is from RefSeq and is a predicted model, not a curated record. Lineage: Eukaryota; Metazoa; Chordata; Actinopteri; Gonorynchiformes; Chanidae. Gene Ontology annotation, molecular function: cysteine-type peptidase activity. The transcript has 7 exons. Bases 1 to 1014 code for a protein of 337 amino acids.
AUGAGGACCGUCCAGGCUGUGUUCAUCUUUUGUCUUAGUGUAGCACUGGCAGCGCCAAAUCUGGACCCACAGCUGGAUGAGCACUGGGAGCAGUGGAAGAGCUGGCACAACAAAAAUUACCACACACAAGAGGAGGGCUGGAGACGGAUGAUUUGGGAGAAGAACCUGGGAAAGAUUGAGUUGCAUAACCUAGAGCACUCCCUGGGCAAACACACUUACCGACUGGGAAUGAAUCACUAUGGUGACAUGACCAAUGAGGAGUUUAGACAGGUUAUGAAUGGCUUCCAGCACAAGAAGGCAAGGAAGGUCAAGGGAUCGUUCUUCAUGGAGCCCAACUUUAUGAAUGUGCCAAAGAAGUUGGACUGGAGAGAGAAAGGUUGUGUCACACCUGUGAAAGACCAGGGUGAAUGUGGAUCCUGCUGGGCUUUCAGUACCACAGGGGCUCUGGAGGGGCAGGUCUUCAAGAAAACAGGUCAGCUGAUAUCACUUAGUGAGCAGAACCUAGUGGACUGUUCCCGUCCUGAGGGUAAUGAGGGGUGUGACGGGGGACUUAUGGACCAGGCUUUCCAGUACAUCAAGGACAAUGGUGGUCUGGAUUCAGAGGAAUCCUACCCCUACCUUGGAACUGAUGACCAGCCCUGUCGUUAUGAUCCCAAGUAUAACUCGGCCAAUGACUCAGGCUUUGUGGACCUCCCCAGUGGAAGUGAGCAUGCACUGAUGAAGGCAGUAGCUGCUGUGGGACCAGUAUCUGUAGGCAUUGAUGCAGGGCACGAGUCCUUCCAGUUCUAUCAGUCAGGGAUUUACUAUGAGGAAGAAUGCAGCAGUGAGGAGCUGAACCAUGGAGUACUGCUGGUGGGAUAUGGGUACAAAGAUCGGGAGGUGGAUGGCAAGAAAUACUGGAUUGUGAAGAACAGCUGGAGUGAGAACUGGGGAGAUAAAGGCUAUAUCUACAUGGCAAAGGACAGGAAGAACAACUGUGGCAUUGCCACAGCCGCAAGCUACCCUCUGAUGUAGAGCAAAAGAGAAAUUAUCUUUGACAACAAACACACCCCUAUCACACAUGGCACUCUGGGUUCCAGACCACAAAUGCACUGAUGGGACCAAAAGGGCAAUGUGUAUGGAGUAGGUUUAUGGGACAAGGGCCAUGUGAGUUGCAUAGUCUGAUGAUGAGUUUGAGCCUACACAGGUUGUCAUAGGAGUUUUAAGAGACCCUGGUAUGGAGAGCACAUUCAGCCGCUUGUCUUUACACUGAUUCUGCUGAUUUCUGUAUGUUAUUCUUGUAAAUAUU